AUGUUUGUCCAUUCACGACCGUUGAUUGUACAGAGCUGUCUCUCGCAUAGCUGCGUCGCCGCUUGGCUGUACGUGCAUAGCCACCCUGGCUUGCGUGUGUCAAUAUAACACAAGCCGGCGCAGGUGAGCUUCCUCCCUCUCUUUCUCUCACUCGACGGCGACAACGGGCGGAUGAGAGAAAGUUUCCUGUAAUUGCCUUCCCCGUCUUUGUCGCUGUCCGCAUCUCCGACUCAAGUCCGGCCUGCAAGCUCAGUUCAACUCGCAGCUGCACAGGGUUAGUGAUUUUUAUUUAUUAAUAUUGGGACGAUGUCCGACGCACAUCAGCCACCUGUAUUUUUGUCUUCCUUGCUUCGCCUAGCUUGCGGCUGAGAUGCGCCUGGGAUUCCCCACGGACGCGAAGCCCUCGCCAAAUGUCUCGACAUGUCUCCGAUGUCUUGAAUCCUGACUCGGCCGGUGCAAUCCACUAGACAUUUGUCGGGAAAUAUCACAAAGUCCACUACUGAAAUCCCAAGAGCCUCAUUUUCACACAAUCUGGGAAAGGCAUUCACCAACGGGUGCAUACGGCAUGGCAUGUUCACAGUGCGAGGACAAUAAAUUAUGGAGAGGGCUGCGCGCGAAACCAGCACGAACCUAGCUAGUACCCCAUCGAUACAUGAAAUUUCUCGACUGAGUGAGUAAGUGAGAGCUUCAGUCAAACCAGAUAUAUGCACAUGAGACACAUCUCUCACAACGCCAACUGCACCCUCGCCCGACGCCGGCCAUCGUGAAAGCCUUUCUCGAACUGCAUCUCACACCACAAUGGCGCACACGUCGUCCCCCGCUCUCUCGGACCUCAUCUUCCCCACGACCGCCAACCACAACUUCUCCCACAUCCUGACGGACCUCAAGCGCGCCAACCUGUCCGUCGCGAACCGGCUGCGGUCCAUUGCCCUGGAUGCCGACUUCGUGCGCGGGGCCGCCGCCUCCUUUGGCGACCGGCCCCUCGUCGCCAACGAGCGCUGCGGCAGCUGGUACGUCCGCCCGGCCGACAAGCGCGGGAGCGCCUACUUCAAGAGCACCGACGGCCACACCAACGCCUGGAAGUUCAGCACCCGCCGCCUCAACCUGCACCUGCUCGAGCUGAUCGGGAAGCAUGACGGAUGCAUCAUCGUCGACUCGACACGGCGAGGCAAGAGAAUGCCCGACGCGUUGAGCAAAACUAUCCCGGUCUGGUGCACCGUCCUCAACAUGGCCCUUUUCCCCGACCUCCCCCACGCGGACCGCCUCUUCACCCCUCCCAACGUCGUCUCCGCCUCGGAGCACGCCCAGAUCGCCGCCCUUCUGCCCUCCUUCCUCGCCUCCCUCAAGGCCCUCGAGAUCGACCUCGCCCCGCUGCGCGCCCACCUCUCCAAGCCCCUGCGGCCCUUCUGGGUGACCCAGGAGACGCACCUCGCCGCGGAUACCCCCGUCGGAGCUGCCGUCUUUGACGACUACCACCCCGUCAUCUGCUGCACCUCGUCGCGCCGCGUCGCCGGCGCCGAGAUGAGCGAGGCCGGCUACAUCCAGGGCGCCGGCGACGACACGGAGAACUGGGCCAUGGGGCUGACGGCCGACGUCUUCUGGGAGAACGCCAACGCCCUGCUCUCCGCCCCGGAGGCCGAACUCCCGGACGUCAUCGCCCGCCUCGUCGCCGAGAAGAAGCGCAACGCCCCGCGCGGCGUGGCCCCCAAGCGUGUGGCGCCGCGCAUCCUCGUGUGUCCCCUGCCCUUAGAUGACGAUGACAACGGCGGCACGGCGCGGUGCGUGGUCGUACUCACACAAGACGUCACGCCACCGGGGUCGUGGGUAAAGUCCUCGAGUCGCAUGGAAGUCGGCCUGGGGAAGCACAAGGUCGCCAGCCGCAACCUGCGACAGGCGUUGCCAGACAUUUGCUCCUUUGUCUCCCGUUAUCUCGACGCGCACCAGGAUGCCGACGGGGCUGCGGGCGAUGUUCUCUUCGCCUGUGAGACGGGCAAGGACCUGUCCAUCGGCUCCGCGCUGGCCGUCUACUGCUGGUGCUUCGAUCAGAACGGCAAGCGCCGCGUGGCCGACUCCAAGACCUUCUUCAACAAGGACAUGAUCCGGGUCAAGCUCGGCACCAUCAUGACGGCCUUCCCCGAGGCGAACGCUAACAGGGCAACGUUGCAAAGUGUUAACAGUUUUCUCAUGGACCACCGGAGAUGAAGUGAGCGUCUUCUCUUUUUAUUCGAAAAUAUUAAACCGAGAGUCUACCUAUAUUUAAGGCGCUUGCUUAUGGAGCACCCGCGAGCUAGAGUGCUAGCUACUAUAUGAACAUCGAGGGAGGAGAGAAGAAUAAGAAAGAACGAAAGAGGGAGGGGGGUGUAUACACCCCUCACACAACGGUCCGUCUCACAGAGACGGCGACGGGUUCUGUACCCCGGCUAGUCAGGCACUCCCGCUCUCGAUCUUGGCCAGGGCGUCAGGGAACUCGCUCCAGUCUCUCAUGACGAUGACGGCGCCGGCGUCGCGCAAUACCUUUUCCAUCUCGUCCUGCUUGUCAACGGCGUAGGGGCCAACGUAGCCGAUGACCUUGAUGCCGGCGCGGGUACCGCUGAGGGUGCCGCUCUUGGAGUCUUCGAUGGCGACGCACUCUUCGGGCUUCUUGCCGAGCUUCUCCAUUGCAAAGAGGUAGAUGGCCGGGUCGGGCUUGCUCGUGGGCUUGGGAAGCGAGGUGGCGGCGCUGAAGACGACGUCCUCCUUGAAGUACUUGUCCUGGCCGACCUUGACGACCGAGGCCCAGACGCGGCGCUUGGCCGAGGACGAGACGACGGACAUGGUGUACUUGCCGCUCUUCUGCAGGGCCUCGAGCUGGUCGUCGACGCCGGGGCAGGGCUUGAGGGCGGCCUUGAGCUUGGCAAUGACGGCGUCCUCCUCGCGCGUCACGUACGUCUCGAGCUCCUCGGGGGUCAUCUCGAAGCCGUGCAGCUUCGAGAGGCCGAGCAUCAUGCCGCGGAAGUUUUGGCCGACGAACUCCUUGAUCAGGGUCUCGCCUGUGAAGCGCUGCUUGAGAUUGCGGCCCUCGCAGAUCUCGUUGAUCAGGUCGGCGCACGCCUCGAACGCCAGCUCCUCGGAUAGCACAAGCGUGUUGUCGCAGUCGAACAGGAGGGUGGUGAUCUGGGGGGGCGGGGUGGUGUCUGUUAGUCUCAAUCGGUCUGCGGACUGGUGAGUAGGUUUUGCGAGGCUCGACUCACCUGAGGCAUGUUGGCGGUAUUCACGGAUGAUAUCCCGACGAGGUGGAGGGCUGUCUGCGGAGAGCGGGGUUCACUGGGCUACAGAAAACAGUCGAGAGUGUAGCAAACAAAAGACUUGUUGUCGUACGAGACCAAUUGGCUAGUUAAAGUACAGGCACAAUGAGCUGAUGCUGACAGUGAGAUUGAAGUCGAGGGUUGGGUUGGAAAUGGAGGAGGGAGAAAAGGAAGAAAAAGUGUCAAAGGCACUGGAAAGCCGAUGAGUGAAAUAAAGGGAAAACCAAACGAAAACCGGGCUUGGAAUCAGUUAGCCUUUUCUCCAAGCCAGCCCGCGUACUAAUCGGCAAGUCCCUCCAAGCCAGCCCUUCGUUUUCGUCGUCCCGACGAGUCCAAUGGCACUUGCGGUAAAACCCUCUUGAGGGGGAAGUGGUCUUACACAGGUACCUACCUCCGUACCUACCACCAUGCCCCCUUCCCUGCCGCUCUCUUCAAAGCACGGGCGCCCCACUAAUACCUUUUUACUACCCCUCCCCCUCCUUUUCCAC
Colletotrichum destructivum is the source of this 3772-nucleotide messenger RNA. Its product is annotated as Putative tRNA A64-2'-O-ribosylphosphate transferase, rit1, DUSP-like domain-containing protein. The transcript is spliced from 3 exons. Gene Ontology annotation, biological process: charged-tRNA amino acid modification. The record is from RefSeq and is a predicted model, not a curated record. NCBI's taxonomy places the organism in Eukaryota, Fungi, Ascomycota, Sordariomycetes, Glomerellales, Glomerellaceae. Bases 799 to 2202 code for a protein of 467 amino acids. Gene Ontology annotation, cellular component: cytoplasm. Gene Ontology annotation, molecular function: tRNA adenosine(64)-2'-O-ribosylphosphate transferase activity.